AUGUCCAAGGAAAACGAUCUCAUCUCUUAUGAAAUGUGGCUCUCCUGGCACAAGAUCAAUGGAGACCUAAUCUCUGGUCCGGCGCCUUUCCGCCCAAACUUCGACCCAGAAAAGCAUGCUGGAUACAAAGAUGACUUGGAACCGCGCCCGAAAGUCUAUCGACAUCGCCGACACCAUCUCCACAAGAUGCUGACGGAUCAGGUGGAGCGAGCGGGGCUCACGGUGGAAUAUGGCAAGAAGGUACUCCGGUAUGAAGAGGAUACAGAACAUGACAAAGCAUCUGUGGUGUUGGAGAAUGGAGAGAAGAUCGAAGCCGACGUGAUUGUAGCUGCAGACGGUAUCGGGAGUAAGUCUGGGCCUAUCACUCUUGGAUAUGAGGUUCGAGCGAAGCCUACGGGGUAUUCGAUGUACCGGGCACUGCUUCCUGUCGAGCAAGCUACCGCUGAUCCCGAAGUUGCGGAAAAGUUUCCUAUAGUGGAAGAAGGAGGGGCUUUGAACCAGAUGUGGAUGGGGUUCGCUCGCAUUCCAUCAUCAUCACGAAAGGCUCAUUGGCUGAUUCAGCUCGCAGUGACGGUGUCUUUGCACUUUUUGGAAGAACACAGACGGAUAUGAUAUGGUAUCUCACAUAUCCGGUACAUGAACCCUGCUCUGACAGCCCUAGAAGAUAAGGAGCAUCGUCUCACUGACCACACCCACCAGAACCGCGGCACAAGCGAAGAAUCCUGGUCCAACGUCGUCUCCCCCGAAGAGGUUCUCCAAACAACAUCCUCCAUAGACGGCUGGCCGGAACUUGCCAACCGCCUGAUCCGAAACACCAGAAAGGACCAAAUCCACAAUUUCAAACUCAUGUGGCGCGACCCUCAGCCCUGCUGGGUCUCGCCCGGGGGACGAGUAGUCCAAGUCGGCGACGCAGCGCACACCUUCCUCCCUUCUUCGGGCCACGGUGCGACGCAGGGAAUGGAAGACGCCGUCUCCCUGGCCACGUGCCUCAGAAUGGCCGGAAAGGAAAACAUCCCCUGGGCAACAAGAGUCCACAACAAACUCCGGUCCGUCCUCUCCUCCUCCCCUUCCUCUCCCCUCAUCCUAACCCCCCUCCUUCCUUCCAAACAGUUUCGAACGCGUCUCCAUCCUCCAACUCCUCGGCGUCCUCAACCAACAACUCCGCAACAAAACCGCCCACGCCGACGAAUCCCAAACGAAACCCAUCGGAAUCCUCGGCAGUUGGAUCUGGCGUCACGAUCCGGAAGCAUACGCGCGCGAGAAUUUCUUCCAGGCGUGGGCGGCUUUGAGGGAUGAUGGGGGGCAGGGUUUUGAGAAUACGAAUAUUCCCCCCGGAUAUACGUAUCAGGCUUGGAGUAUUGAUGAGAUUUUGGCGGGGAAGAAGAGGAUGGAGAUGGAGGGGGAUUGGGAUUGA
Lecanosticta acicola is the source of this 1414-nucleotide messenger RNA. The record is from the annotation of a GenBank genome assembly. NCBI's taxonomy places the organism in Eukaryota, Fungi, Ascomycota, Dothideomycetes, Mycosphaerellales, Mycosphaerellaceae.